AUGCGUUUUGCGUCUCUAUUUUGUCUCUAUUUUGUAGAUAAAAUAUAUUUCUGAUCUACCAACAAGUCUGACAAUAAAUAAAAAUAAAAAAAAAAAAACCAAAAAAAACAUUACGCGUGGCCAGUGCAAUUUGAAAAGCUCACUGCUGAUUGGCCUUUGGCAACGGAUGUUUUCUUUUUUUUUUUUUUUUGACAUCAUUUGACAUAUAAUAUCACAAUUCGCUGAAUGUUAUUAAUUUUUAAUUUUAUAUAAUUUAACUAAAAACUAUUUUAAUCAAAGUGACUGUCUGUAAUUGUGUCAUAGUAAAAUUAUUAAUUUUUAAAAGUUAAAAAAAGACAUAUUACCGAGCUGGCGUUAUCAUUUUUAUCAAGAUUUUGGAGAGACAAUGACAACAACAAAAACAUGAGUGAAAUAAAUAAAAUUAAUGACAAUAAAAAUUGUCAAAAAAUUAAUGAAAAUGAUAUUAAAAAUAUAAAAUGUGAAACUGGUUAUCAUGCUGUUUAUGUACCACAAAAUGAUUCAUCAAAAAAUACAUCAUCAUCAGAUGUUCAUAUAUAUACAAAUAAGCUUGAUGCAUUGAAAGAUAUGAAAAAAAAUAAAUCAGCAAGAUUAAUGACAUUUAAAACAUUGCAAGAAGCUGAAGAAUUUACAAAAAAUGGUUACGAGCAAAAUAAUAAAAAUAUAAACAAUAAAAUAAUACCAGUUAUACAAGUAACAAGUAACAAUAAUGAACCAAGUUUAUUCAAAGGUCCAACAAGUCAAGAACUCGUUGCAUUUAGAAAACUUAUUGAGGCUGGUUUGGUUGAUGAUGUCAAAGAACAAGUAUGGAAUAAUCCAAGGUAUCUUAUAAGCAGUGGUGAUACACCAGCAAUACUUCAAGAAGGCAGUCGUUAUAAUGCUGUUCAUAUUACAGCAAUAAGAGCAUCAAAUAAUGUUGUCAUGUUAAAACUUAUUCUUGAUAUUGUUAGUGAUCCAAAAUUUUCUGGUUUAAUGUAUGGAAAAGAUGAGGAUAAUGAACGUGCACAAAUUUUAUUAGAUCUUUAUUUAAAUACACCAGAUAAAGGUCUCAAUGAAACACCACUACAUUUUGCUGUUAAAUAUGGACACAAAGAUUUGGUUAAAUUACUUUUAUCAUAUCCACAAUGUCAAAAAAAUAAAAAAAAUAAAUAUGGCCAGUUACCAUCGGAUAUUGUUUGUUCAAGAAAAGGAAAAGAUGAUGAAACACUUGUUAAAGAUAUUAGUUUAUUAUUAGAAGAUCAGUAUUAUGUACCAGUACUACGUGCUGAAGAUAAUAUUCUUCAACCAAGAAUUGGUGAACCAUUUUUACCAAUAAGUCCACCAAGACUUAAUCUUGAUCCAUUAAGUCCAAAAAUUGAAGUUGCUGCAUUUGCUGGACCAAUGACUAAACCUCAAGCUAUGGAAUUUCGUAAAAAAUGGAAAACACCACCAAGAAGAAAUUUAACACCAAAUGAUAAUAAAGAAAAUUUAAAUAAUUCAUUUGAUUAUUUAACAAGUCCAAGAUCUAAAAAUCCAACAUCAAGAUAUCAAGAUAGUGAAAAAGGACUUGAAAGAGUUGGAAGAGAUUUAGCUGAAGAAUAUCAUGUUGCUUGGAAAGAAUUAUGGCCUUUUUUAGAUGGUUUUGUUGAUCUACGUUGUGCAGAAGGUCUUGCAAUGUUGGAAAAACAUUUAAAUUGUUUAUUGAAUAAAGUAGCUGUCAAGACAAAAAAAUCUAGAAAAUCAGAAAAUUCAGUUAAAAGGUGGUUAUUUGAUGAUGAUGAUGAAAAAAUAGAUGAUGUAGAUGAUAAUGAUAAUGAUGAUGAAAUUGAAAAGUUAGCUGAGAAACUGGGUAUGUGCUCGUUGGGAAAAACUUUUGAGGACUCGUCAGACUCUGAUGAUGAUUUUCAUACACCAUCAAGUUCUCCAUUACCAAAAGUUGGUGAUCACGAGUCUGAUAGUUCUGAUGAUGAUUUGGUUGAAGCUGAAGAAGGUGAUGCUGUAUUUAUUGAUGGAAAAGCACCUGGAAAAAAUGAUUUUGCUGUAUUAAAUGCUAUACCUGAUUUUAUUGAUUCAGAAAUUUAUCCUUAUAUCUACAGAUGGAAGCAUGAAGUUCAAUUGGCAACACGUAGAAAUAAUUUUACCUUUGCCACGCCAAGAAAAUUACAUAUUUAAGUUUUAAAAAAUAAUGAAAAAACAGUGAUGGUCUAAUCAAAAUCUUGCCUAUAAUUUUAAUUCAAAUAACUAUUAAUUUUUAAAUUUAAAUCGACACUUCCUUUGCAUGAUUGAAUUUCUUUUAUUUUU
Molecule: messenger RNA, 2298 nt
Organism: Aphidius gifuensis
Lineage: Eukaryota; Metazoa; Arthropoda; Insecta; Hymenoptera; Braconidae
Gene: Ankle2
Product: ankyrin repeat and LEM domain-containing protein 2
Exons: 4
Coding region: 403-2169 (588 amino acids)
Biological process (GO): negative regulation of phosphorylation
Cellular component (GO): endoplasmic reticulum
Molecular function (GO): protein phosphatase 2A binding
Source: RefSeq, a predicted model, not a curated record